AACAUCCAGUUCCUGCCCUUCCUCACCACCGAUGUCAACAACCUGAGCUGGUUGGGCUAUGGCUGCCUGAAGCAGGACUGGACCCUGAUCACCGUCAACACAAUUGGGGCAGCACUGCAGACCCUCUACAUCCUGGCAUACCUCUACUACAGCCCUGCAAAGCGCCCCGUGCUGCUGCACAGCCUGCUGCUCCUGGCUGUGCUGGUUGCUGGCUAUGGCUACUUCACCCUCCUGAUUGCCGAUGCACAGACACGCCUGGCACGCCUGGGGCUCUUCUGCAGUGUCUUCACCAUCAGCAUGUACCUCUCACCGCUGGCCGACCUGGCCAAGAUUGUCCAGAGCAAGUCGACGCGUUGCCUGUCCUUCCCCCUGACCAUCACCACCUUCCUGGCCUCCACCAGCUGGACGCUCUACGGCCUGCAGCUCCAUGACCCCUACAUCACGGUCCCGAAUGUGCCAGGGAUUGUCACCAGCAUCGUGCGGUUCUGGCUUUUCUGGCGGUACCCGCCAGGCCAGGACAAGACCUACAGACCCCUGCAUGCCUGA
Messenger RNA from Haliaeetus leucocephalus (bald eagle), 546 nucleotides. It is a transcript of the gene SLC50A1, whose product is annotated as solute carrier family 50 (sugar efflux transporter), member 1. Gene Ontology annotation, cellular component: membrane. The annotation marks the transcript as partial. Gene Ontology annotation, molecular function: sugar transmembrane transporter activity. The record is from RefSeq and is a predicted model, not a curated record. Gene Ontology annotation, biological process: carbohydrate transport. Lineage: Eukaryota; Metazoa; Chordata; Aves; Accipitriformes; Accipitridae. The transcript is spliced from 5 exons.